UGCCAUAAUUACCCGAAAUUACGCGAUAGCUGAGAAAAGGUAAUUUGUGUUUGCUUUUCUCUUAAAUUAUCAGUCAUUCGGAAGUUUUUGGAAGGAAAAGUUGAUUUUUUUGGUGGGGAAAAAAGUGAAAAUGUUGCUUAUUCUCUAUAUUAUAUUCCUAUUUGGGAAUGGAAUUUAUUUUUUCUUAAAAUGGAAUUACAAUUAUUGGGAAAAGAGGGGAAUUCCAUCCCCAAAACCAGGACUCUUUGUGGGAAAUUUCCCAGGAGCUGUGAAGCAGAAAGUUCAUAUUAUUUAUGAAAUGCAGAAGAUUUAUGAGAAAUACAAAGGAAGAUAUUCCUUUGUUGGAAUCUACAAUAUGCGAACACCACAGCUAAUGGUAACAGAUGCAGCUAUUGCCAAAGAUAUCCUUAUCAACAAGUUCAGGAACUUCCAUGAUAAUGAGAUUGCUGACAUGACUAACAAGGAAAGUGAUCCAAUCUUUGGGCGAAAUCCUUUUGUGCUAAAAGGUGAGGAAUGGAAGCAGAAACGUGCUGAAAUUACUCCUGCAUUUACCCAAAUGCGAAUCAAGGCAAUGUACCCAGUUUUGGAAGAUGUCUGUGGGCGCAUGAAGAAGUACAUCUUGAAGGAAAAUCACCAAGCAAUUGAAGCUCGUGAGUUAAUUGCGAAAUUCACAACAGAUGUUGUCUCAAGUUGCAUCUUUGGCAUUGAUGCGGGAUCAUUUGUUGAGGAGAAGCCCGCAAUUCGGGAAAUGGGCAGAAGAAUUACGGAAUUCACACCAAGAAUUAUUUUUUAUUUCAUCAUGGUUCAAUUAAUCCCAUCCCUGCGACAUGCAUGGAAAGUUAGUUUUUCUGAUAAAACGACUCAGAAGUUUUUCGUAAAUAUCAUGAAGGAUGCCAUUGAUUUGCGAAAGAAGAGCAACAGUGAUCGUACAGACUACCUCCAUUACCUCCUUGAGCUCAAACAGAAAAAAAAUCUCACUGAUCAUGAUUUAGUGGGACAUGCUAUAACCUUCUUUAUUGAUGGUUUUGAAACAUCUAGCAUUAUAAUGAGUUUCGCCUUGUAUGAAUUGGCAAAGUAUCCGGAAGUUCAGAAGAAAUUGCGAGAAGAAAUUCGCGAAACAAUCCAAAAACACGGAGAGAUAUCUUUUGAAGUUAUUCACGAAAUGCCCUACCUCGAUCUGGUUGUCUCUGAAUCGAUCCGACUUCAUCCUCCUGCGCCUUUUGUAAGAAAACGUUGUACUGAAACGUGUGAAUUGCCAAUAACAAAGAAUCAAAUGGUUACCAUUGAGAAAGGAUGGCCUGUGCUCAUACCAAUUUACAACAUUCAUCGCGAUGCGAGAUACUUUGAGGAUCCGGAAAAAUUCAUCCCUGAAAGAUUUGCCCCCGAGAAAGGAGGAAUAAAAAUUCAUCGUGAAAAGGGAUCGUAUUUGCCCUUUGGGGAUGGCCCAAGGAUGUGUUUAGGCAUGAGAUUUGGACAGGCUCAGCUGAGGGCAGCUAUCGUGGCCAUUGUAAAGGAUUUUGAGAUUACUGUGGAUUCAAAAACUGCUGAAAAUAUUGUUAUGAAUCCUUCUCACCUCCUUCCAUCCGUUCUCGGAGGACUCUGGUUGCAAUUUAAGGAGAUUAAGUAGAAGUCAAGUUGAGGAAAUAAGAUUUGUAUCUUCAUCUUCGUUCUACAUUGUCAAUGCAUUUGUAUUUUUAAAAGCGUUAUGUUAAAAAUAAAGAAAAGCAGAAACAGAAAAAAAA
Messenger RNA from Lutzomyia longipalpis, 1742 nucleotides. Its product is annotated as probable cytochrome P450 28d1. The record is from RefSeq and is a predicted model, not a curated record. The transcript has 4 exons. Lineage: Eukaryota; Metazoa; Arthropoda; Insecta; Diptera; Psychodidae. Bases 131 to 1627 code for a protein of 498 amino acids. Gene Ontology annotation, molecular function: heme binding; monooxygenase activity; iron ion binding.